CAAGCCGGCUCGGCGCCAAAAUCAGCUCGGCGGUCGCGCUUUCCGGUCGGUGUUUUAUAAAUACUGCAGACAGUGGAAAAGUGCAGCGUACACCGGAGUCGCUGUAAAAUCACGAAUCUCGGCGGACACGGUUACGGGCCAGCUGCACCAGCGUAUCGAACCCGACCCUCGUCUCGCAAGGGGAGAGGAAAUAAAAUUCGACCGGUGUUUCGUGGUGGUCCCAGGAUCGCGGAGGGUUAACUAGGUGGCCGAGGGAGCCGUGCCGCUGACAUUCUCGCGGAUUAAUCGCGGCCCCGGGUCGGAUUCUGGCCGAGCGGAUUCUCGGAACCGAGUGGCGGAGUGUGCGCGAGUGAGUGCAGGGAAGUUGCAGAAGAGGCGUUUGGUGAAGCUUUGUACUCGCUCAGAGAAAGUGAUAAGUAAGCCUGUGCUCUGGGAAAGUGCGAUAAAAGACUGCUUAGACACCGGCUGCGCUGGGCCAGAUCAUCGUUUCGACCAGUUCUUUCGCUCUGCUUUCUUUCUGCUACGACGAAGGAUCCAUCGAUCGAAGAAGGACAUCGAGGGUUGAUCGACGGAGGAGGAGCGUUCACCGCGAAAUGACAGCAUGUGGGGCUCGUGAUCUCCUGGUCGACCACAGCGGACAGUUAAACGCGACUUUUGGCUACAAUUCGGGCCCGUGGCGCAGGAUCGACGACCGUCCGUCAGAAUGAGCUUAAUGAAGAAGGCCAUCGGCGGCUCCAUUCACAGGAUACGAGAGUUCGAGCUCGAGAAGGUGAAUUUGAUCGACGAGUUCGAUAUCCUGCAGAUCGUCGGCGAGGGAUGGUUCGGGAAGAUCCUGCUGACCGAGCACCGGAGCACCCAGACCGAGAUGGUGCUGAAGGCUCUGCCAAAGGCGUACACCGGCAUCACGGACUUCUUCCGUGAGUUCCAUUACGGCCUGCACCUGGCUGCGCACAGGAACAUCAUCACCACCUACGACGUGGCCUUCGAGACAGCAGGGUUCUACGUCUUCAGCCAGGAGUACGCUCCCUUAGGAGACCUAACGUCGAACGUGACAGAGACUGGCUUAGGCGAGCUUCACUCGAAGAGGGUGGCCCGGCAACUGGCCGCAGCAGUGCACCAUAUCCACAGUCGCGAAUUGGUGCACCGUGACAUCAAGUUGGACAAUAUUCUCGUAUUCAGGAGCGACUUCUCGCGGAUCAAGCUGUGCGACUUCGGCGAGACCAGACGGAUAAACACCGUGGUGAGGCGACACAACGAGUGGCUGCCAUACUCGCCGCCCGAGGUACUGCAGAUCGACACUGACGAGACGUACAAAGCUCUCACGUCGCACGACGUCUGGCAAUUCGGCAUUGUCCUAUUUGUCUGUCUGACCGGAUGCUUGCCGUGGCAGAAGGCGGCGUUGGACGACCCGCGUUACACCAGAUAUCAAAACUGGCACAACGCGACGCUCAACAUAGCCAAGAAACCGAAAUUAUUUCAGCUGAUCAGCUCACGGGCGCAGAGAAUGUUCAAACGUCUGCUGGACCCAAAGGCUGAGAAGCGGCCAGCGAGCGUGUUGGAGGUAAACAAAUACCUGGAGGACAGGUGGCUGGCGAAACUCGGCGCGGAGAAGACCAUGAACGGUGGCGCGGACGAGCGGGACGAGCUGUGCCCCUCGAUGUACAGCUUCCACAGCUCUCUCGAGGAGAAGAAUCAACUGCUUCACACCCUGACCACGUACGGUAUCGAAACCACGGUAGACAGGACGAAGAAAAAGGAUCGUAUCAGGGAGUGGAUCCAAGCGAGCGCGAUAGUCGAGGAGUACGAGGAGGACGAGUCGGAUCUGAACGAGGACAUACGCAUCUACGACGACGAGGACGAGGAACCUAGCACCAUGAAAGGCAGACACUUCCCAGAGACGCGUCCAGUGGUGAAGAACGAGGAGAGGAAGCACAGAAACAGGACUGAAGCGUCGUCACCCUGGAAGCGGCAGCCUGUCAAGCGACAGCCAACCGAAAGGAAGAUCCCGUUUGCUCCACAAGUGGCCGAAGAACGCGAAACCAUCGCCAGAUUCGCCAGUUUCCCCAACGGCGACCCUAACCUGGCAGUUCUCAAAAACGUCAGCAAUGGAAACGCUAUACCACCUGCAACGACCCAGCCUCUGAGAAGCCAAUCCAGCAUCGAGGAUCAAAAGUCACUGGUAAACGGACAGACGAUGAAUAAUUCCCCACUGAGCAGCCUCAACACGUCUCAAGACGAAUCGAUCCCGACCAGCAGUAACAGCCUCAAGUCCAACUUGAGACCUAACCCCAGGUCCAACUCCGGAACUCCGGAACUCGCCAAGUCUCCCCGAGACUUCCAAGACCAGACCAUCUCGCGGACAGACGCGGUUGGCAGCGCAAGUUUGCCGAAGAGCCCGCAGACUCCUGCCAGGCGGCAUCGCUCGCAAACCGCCCCGUUUCCGGCCACGCCGGUGCUGAACGGAAGCGGAACAGAGGCCGCGAGGAGGAGCCAGUCGGCCACAGUGCUGGCGAACUCGGCGCAGCCAGACAGAUCGACCCCGGCGAUCGGUCGAUCGGCGGACAGGUCAGCCGUGCAGGCAUCGAACGGCCAAUCGUCGGCUCGCGGCGAGAGCUCGACCCCGAGAGCAGAGCAUCGAUCCGCGACGCAAUCAAUGUCUCGAGUAGAAAAUGCAUCCGUGGUAAUGCCGACGGCGGCGGCUGCUCGAGUGGAGAAUCAAUCGGGUAACGCUAUGGCGGCAGCCAGAAACGAGAAAUCCCCGGUCGGCCCGGUCCCUCUCGCGUCUGCGAAUCCGCUGACGAUGUCUGUCGCCUCUCAUCUCGUCAUGCAGAGCUUCAACGCGCUGCAGGGGAUCAACUCGGUGGCCGGUGGAGAUGCCAAUAAUAAUCCCGUACCCGGUUCCGUUACGAAUGUGCCAGGCUCGCCGAGGAACAGCCCGUCCUCCACGCCUAGCAAGAUUCUCACCCCUAAGAACAGCCCCACGGCCACGCCAGCAAGGACGUCCACUCCGCCGAAGCACAGAGUGCCUCACCGGGUCGAGGAGACGGUAUUCUAUGGGAAGGAUCCGUUCGAACACUAUGGCAUCGCUCAGGGGGUGAUCAUGAGGACAGAGAGCGCUCGGCGUGGCUCGAUGGAGAGCGGCAACAGAUCCGUCAGUAAUUGAGGAUCGAUGUUCGAUCUCGCUUUCGCGCGACACGGUGGAUGCAGGCUGGCGAACCGGCGCGGAUUGUGGAUGGGACAUGACAUCGUGUCCCGGUUUGGCAACGGUUUAUGCGUCAUGUUUCUGGUUACGCAGCCAGAGAUAUAGAGGAGGGAAAGUUGUUCUCGUUGCGAUCACCUGAGUUCUUCCGAAUGGAUUGUGGUUAUUCUAUGGAUUUGAUCACAUCGCGAGGGAGAAGAGCAGCAGCUUUCCGAAAACCGCUGAAAAUAUAGAGUAGAUCUUGUUGUAAUUCAACAACAAUGUGUAUUAUCUUAUUCCGAUGUGUGAAAUGUUUUGACAGACACGAGCAAACGACGUGUUCGAAUUGCCUCGUUUCUGGGAGUAUUCUCGAUUGUUAUGAACGGUGUAAACAGUAAGAAGAGGAACAGUCUAUGAACAUGGUUCAAUAGACGAUACGAAUAUCGUGAACCUGUAAUUGCGAUUUGACAUGUCACGUUUCUGGA
Molecule: messenger RNA, 3663 nt
Organism: Eufriesea mexicana
Lineage: Eukaryota; Metazoa; Arthropoda; Insecta; Hymenoptera; Apidae
Product: mitogen-activated protein kinase kinase kinase 10
Exons: 7
Coding region: 704-3163 (819 amino acids)
Biological process (GO): protein phosphorylation
Molecular function (GO): protein serine/threonine kinase activity; ATP binding
Source: RefSeq, a predicted model, not a curated record